Culex quinquefasciatus (southern house mosquito) is the source of this 13917-nucleotide messenger RNA. RefSeq names its product plasma membrane calcium-transporting ATPase 1 (gene PMCA). The transcript has 5 exons. Gene Ontology annotation, molecular function: P-type calcium transporter activity; ATP hydrolysis activity; ATP binding. Gene Ontology annotation, biological process: regulation of cytosolic calcium ion concentration; calcium ion transmembrane transport. The record is from RefSeq and is a predicted model, not a curated record. Lineage: Eukaryota; Metazoa; Arthropoda; Insecta; Diptera; Culicidae. The coding region runs from base 1768 to 5361 and encodes 1197 amino acids. Gene Ontology annotation, cellular component: membrane; intracellular membrane-bounded organelle.
UCUGUCAUUGCAGUUUGUUCGCUCGGCGUGGCGUGUUGUACUUACCCGUACCGUCGUACCCCGUGUGUGUUCCUGCGCUCCGAAACCCGUUUUCGAGGAGCAGCCGCGGCAGCAGCAAAUUUCUCGUUUCUAGUUUGUUCGAUUGAGUUUUUGCGCGCUCCGAUAUGAUGACGGCGAUUAAAAUUUGGUGGCGUUGAAAUUUUUCGAUUGUUCGUUUUUUUUUGGUGUGUUAUCUCGCGCGAACGCCUACUGCGAUCGGGGAUUUUGGUGGGAGUGUGUUUGUGUACUUAUCGUAGCGUUGGACGAAAAGGGAUUGUGUGUGCCGUGCGCUGCCUUCUCAAACACACAAACACACACGCACGAGCCGUGCGUGCGUGCGUGCAUGCAUGCAGAUUUUUUUGGGGGGCCAGAAAUUUGCAUUUGAGUGAACAGAAGAACCUCCGUGCGCUGGCGGAAAACCCAAAGCAGAAAAACGCGAACCGAAAAGAAAAGUGUCUGUGUCUGUGCUCGAAUUCGAGGAAAAUUAUGUAAUAAGUUGUUAUAUUUUCACUCUCCCAACCGACCACACUCUUCGACAGAGCGCGCCGACGACGACGACGACGACGACUACGUCCAUCGCCGGAGAUUGCUCCGGGUCUCCUCUCCUGGUGAUCCGCGUGCGCGUGUUUGCUGGCUCGAAUGGCUCCGUCCAUUUGACAGAGGACCACUCGCGUGACACAGCGCGCCGGAAAGCAGCAGCGCGACGGCGGCGUCCAAUGAAGCGGCCGGAAACCUGGACCGCACCGGAACAACCCACGACGGAGCUGUAACCACGGAACACGACGAAUUUACGCUCAGAGCGGUUCUUGCCGCGCGCGCGAGAGUGGGAGAAAGUUUUGUGUGGAAGAAAAACUCGGAGUCGGAGAGAGCGCGCGCUGGUGGAAAAGUACGACAGUGUGUGUUGAGUGUGUGGAAAAAUCGACCGCGAGGAAAAACAGGACCAGCAUCUCGGUGCUCUCGAAUGGAUUAGAACAAUUUGACGGAGGUCGCGCAAAUCCCGAACCAGCCAGGUCAGCGAAUACUAAAAAGAUAAAAAUCGACCGACCGAGUGAGGCGCUUUGAAGACCUCGACGACCGCUGGCAGCCAGCUGCUGCACCAAAAGGAGCCUGUGGAAAUCGAAACAAUCAAAAAAUCGAUCCAAUUCCGUGAAACGAAGAAAAGAAAAGUGAAAAAAAUGGUGUCGUUGUAGUGUGCAAGCCGGGGAACAACUGACUGACCAAGGGUUAAAAAAGUGCGUGCGUGUGCGUUGUGUAAACUACUCCCCUCCCCAAACCCUCUUACCGUUCCCCCUCCUGCGGAAGGGGGCACUUCAGGAAUCGAUCUUACGGACAACCGGCCAGCAAUCGAGGAUGGCGGUCAGUUAAGAACCAGCGCGCGCGUGUGAGUGUGUGUGUGUGUGGGACGACGACGACGACGUGUGGGUCAAGGUCGAUCCACUCCCCCGCGGGAAACGCCGCGACGACGACCGGAAGGAGCUCCUCUACACAACUUGACAACACUCGAUGAUAACUAGAGUUAUUAGCUACUACUGUUAACUACCUACCAGUUACGCGGCGCGCUACGAUAGACAGAAAGAGCGAGGAGUUUUGAGUAGUUUAAGGAAUUCGCAAACUAAGUAACAAGAAAACACACACACAUCCCCCCUGCUUUAAGAGAGAGAGAGAGAGAGUAAUUUGUAAGUUAAUUCGAGCUAAGCAAAAACAAGUACCAACAACAACAACAAAACGAUGGCGACGAUAGACGGACGGCCGGCGCAGUACGGCAUCACGCUGAAGAAUCUGCGCGAGAUCAUGGAGAAUCGGGGCCGCGAAGGGGUGGCGAUGGUGACCGAGUACGGCGGUGUGCACGAGAUUUGCCGGAAGUUGUACACGUCGGAGAACGAGGGCCUGAGCGGAUCGAAGGCGGACAUUGAGCACCGGCGGGAAACGUUCGGCUCGAACAUCAUCCCUCCGAAGCCCCCGAAGGCGUUCCUGACGUUGGUGUGGGAGGCGCUGCAGGACGUGACGUUGAUCAUUCUGGAGAUUGCGGCCAUCAUCUCGCUGCUGUUGUCGUUCUACCAGCCUGCAGACGAGGAUGAGGAGGGACUGGGCGAGGAGGAGGAAGAGCAUUACGCGUGGAUCGAGGGAUUGGCCAUUCUGGUGUCGGUGUUUGUGGUCGUGAUCGUGACGGCCUUCAACGAUUACUCCAAGGAGAAGCAGUUCCGAGGGUUGCAGUCGCGGAUCGAGGGCGAGCACAAGUUUUCGGUGAUUCGUGGCGGUGAUGCCGUCCAGGUCAACAUCGGGGACAUCGUGGUCGGUGACAUCUGCCAGAUCAAGUACGGCGAUUUGCUGCCUGCGGAUGGAAUUUUGAUUGCGAGCAAUGACCUCAAGAUUGACGAGUCUUCGCUGACGGGCGAGUCGGACCACGUGAAAAAGAGCGAAUCGACGGACCCGAUGGUGCUGUCCGGAACGCACGUCAUGGAGGGUAGCGGCAAAAUGAUCGUGACGGCCGUCGGAGUCAACUCGCAGGCCGGUAUCAUCUUCACGCUGCUGGGAGCCGCUGUGGACGAGCACGAAGCGGCGGCCAAGGCCCAGAAGAAGGAAGCCAAGAAGAGCAAGAAGCCGAAGGACGGAGACGAGAUCACCAACAACAGCCACCAUCCGGGACUCAAGUCGCAAACGACGGUCGACUCGAUCACUUCGGACGAUGGCGAGGAAGGUAAGGCUGCCGGUGGCCACGGAGGUGCCAAGGAAAAGUCCGUACUCCAAGCGAAGCUGACCAAACUGGCAAUCCAAAUCGGAUACGCCGGAUCGACGAUCGCCGUCCUGACCGUGAUCAUCCUCAUCAUCCAGUUCUGCAUUCAGACGUUCGUUAUCGAGCAGAGACAUUGGAAGAACUCGUACGCAAACAACCUGGUGAAGCACUUUAUCAUCGGUGUGACCGUGCUGGUCGUGGCCGUUCCGGAAGGUCUCCCCCUCGCCGUCACCCUGUCGCUCGCCUACUCCGUCAAGAAGAUGAUGAAGGACAACAACCUGGUGCGUCAUUUGGACGCGUGCGAAACCAUGGGAAAUGCCACCGCCAUCUGCUCGGACAAGACCGGCACGCUGACCACCAACCGGAUGACCGUCGUGCAGUCGUACAUCUGCGAAAAGCUCUGCAAAGUGACGCCCAAGUUCUCGGACAUUCCGCGAGUGGUAGGCGAAGCGGUCAUCGAAGGAAUCGCGCUGAACUCGGCCUACACGACGUGUCUGAUGCCGGGCACGAACCCGGGCGAUCCGCUCCAGCAGGUCGGCAACAAGACGGAAUGUGCGCUGCUCGGAUUUGUGCAGGGCGUUGGCAAGAGCUACCAAUCCAUCCGGGACCAACAUCCGGAGAACUCGUUCACCCGUGUGUACACCUUCAAUUCGGUGCGCAAAUCGAUGAGUACGGUGAUUCCGCGACCGGGUGGUGGCUACCGAGUGUACUGCAAGGGAGCUUCGGAAAUCGUGCUGAAGAAGUGUUCGUUCAUCUACGGUCAGGAUGGGGUUUUGGAGAAGUUUACCCGCGACAUGCAGGAGCGGCUUCUGCACCAGGUGAUCGAACCGAUGGCUUGCGACGGACUGCGCACGAUCUCGAUCGCGUACCGGGAGUUUGUUCCGGGCAAGGCCGAAAUCAACCAGGUUCACUGCGACGGCGAACCCAACUGGGACGACGAGGAGAACAUCGUAAGCAACCUGACCUGUCUGUGCGUCGUGGGUAUCGAAGAUCCGGUCCGGCCGGAGGUUCCGGACGCCAUCCGCAAGUGUCAACGGGCAGGAAUUACGGUGCGCAUGGUCACCGGCGAUAACAUCAACACGGCCCGGUCGAUCGCCACCAAGUGUGGCAUCAUCCGGCCGCAGGACGACUUCCUGAUCCUGGAGGGUAAGGAGUUCAAUCGACGCAUCCGCGACAGCAACGGGGACAUCCAGCAGCACCUGCUGGACAAGGUCUGGCCGAAGCUGCGAGUAUUGGCGCGUUCAUCCCCCACGGACAAGUACAACCUGGUCAAGGGCAUCAUCGACAGUGCGGUGUCGGACAAUCGCGAGGUUGUGGCCGUCACCGGCGACGGAACCAACGACGGACCAGCCCUGAAGAAGGCCGACGUCGGCUUUGCGAUGGGCAUUGCCGGCACAGACGUGGCCAAGGAAGCUUCCGACAUUAUUCUAACCGAUGACAAUUUCAGCAGUAUCGUCAAGGCCGUCAUGUGGGGCCGCAACGUGUACGAUUCGAUUGCCAAGUUUUUGCAGUUCCAGCUGACGGUGAACGUGGUGGCGGUCAUUGUGGCGUUCAUCGGAGCGUGCGCCGUCCAGGACUCACCGCUGAAGGCCGUGCAGAUGCUGUGGAUGAACCUGAUUAUGGAUACCUUGGCUUCGCUUGCAUUGGCCACCGAAAUGCCCACGCCGGAUCUGCUGCUGCGUAAGCCGUACGGCCGAACGAAACCACUGAUUUCACGCACAAUGAUGAAGAACAUCCUCGGCCAAGCACUCUACCAACUGUUUAUCGUGUUUGGCCUGCUGUUCGUGGGCGACCGACUGCUGGACAUCGAGUCCGGCCGGGGCCAACCACUCAAUUCCGAAGCGACCCAGCACUUUACCAUCAUCUUCAACGUGUUCGUCUUUAUGACGCUGUUCAACGAGCUGAACGCUCGCAAGAUCCACGGCCAGCGGAACAUUUUCGAGGGCCUGUUCACAAACCCGAUCUUUUACAGCAUCUGGAUCAUUACGCUCGUGUCGCAAAUCUUCAUCAUCCAGUUCGGCAAGGUGGCCUUCUCCACCAAAGCACUCAACGUCGAACAGUGGCUGUGGAGUGUGUUCUUCGGCCUUGGCACGCUUAUCUGGGGCCAGAUUGUCACGUCGAUCCCGACCCGCAAGAUGCCCAAGAAGAUGGCGUGGGGCCGGGGCGAAGCCGAGUACGCCGAAGCGAUCCGGCUCGGCGAGGAACGCUACGACUCGCUGGACAAUGACAAGAAACCCCGUGCAGGUCAGAUAUUAUGGAUCCGUGGCCUUACUAGGCUGCAGACCCAGCUUCGUGUUGUACGUGCAUUUCGAUCCACAUUAGAAGAUUUAGAAGAACGUCGUUCCAUUCAUAGCUUGCAUAGUCUUAGAAGUUCACGCAGUCAUCCCGGAGGCAUGAGCACGAGUGGUACAAUGACUAGUCAAGGUCUCUCAAAUCUCUUAUAUCCACCAGGUUCCAACAUCCCAACCGGCCGGCUAAUAGGUACUAAUGUUGGCGAUCUUAAGUAUAUUGAUGAAGAUCAAAGACUUCAUAAUAAUCAGCAUAUUAUAGAGAAAUUCGCGGUUUGGACAAAAUCGACAACAGUAUAAAUUCCUUUACGUGAUUGUGCAAAAGGGAUGAACAGAAAACAGAGAGAGAAAAAGAAAGAGAGAGACGAUAGAUCUCGCGCGUUUCAGUUUGAUCUUUUUUGUUGCUAGUUUCUAAAUGCGACGGUUUUUUUAAAGAGAGAUGAAGAAGAACACAAGAAGAAGAGAGCAAUACAGAUUUUGUGAAGAACGUUAGGUCACAGUCGCAACAGAACAGCUAAAAAAGUGAAGAAGUUAGCAUUAUUAAGCUACACACUAUAAAAGAGAAAAGAAAGAGAAACACGAAAAAAUAGCAUGCAUUUCGUUUUUUAACAUUUUUUUUAAACUUCUUAAAUUAAAAUUUUCGCAAUCUUAAAGAGAGAAUGCUGCGCUGUUAGGGGCAGAGUAGGCCACGCGUUUAGAGAAUCAAAAGUAAAAAAUACAAAGGAACCAAGUAAAACAGUUCAAAUAGUGACGCGGCAUGCUGUGCGUCUCUGAAGAAGAUUUCUUUAAUCAAGUUUGCUGGUUUAGCGAUUCAAAAAAAUGUUUCAAACACACACACACAGUGAAAAGGAAAUAACAAAAUGAGUAUUAUGUUUGAGCAGAACAAAAUAAAAAGAGCAAGCAAGCUACCGUAAGAGAGAAAGAAAAAAGUUGAAAGAGUUGACGAAACGCGCACUCCACAUUGACACAUCACCAUGACAGUUACAUUAAAGGAAAACAAUCACAACAAUUCACUGUUUGACACUCACUCACAUGGAACUCAUUCGUUGCGUUGAAAGUCACUCACAUACACUCACACGAGACACACAAUUACAUUACAUCGUUUUCACACAAUAAUGGAAAGCACGUAAGGAAAAUUGCAGUAAUCUUUAAGUAAACUUAAUCUACACCAGAAAACAGUGGAUGAACUUUGCAAUCGUAAUUCGGAAAGUUUCAGGGUACUGUUUGUUCUUAAUUUUGUAUAAAAAAAAGCAUUGAUUAUACACAUAUAUAUUAGACAAAUGAUAAUAGUUCAAUCAUAAGUUAAUGAAUACGAUGUAAAAUACGACAGUUUUUCUUUUAAAAAUUUAUAAAACUAAAAAGUUAAGCAAGUUUAAGGGCGUUGUAAUUGGCGACAAAUUGCCGAGGCAUUUAUCGUUUAACUUGUACCAGACAGCUUUAGUUAGUCUAUUUUGCGAGCAUCAAAACAAAGGAAAGAAUCCUUCUCUCUGUCCCCACCCCCCUCCUUCCAUGUAUACCCCCCUCUCCCUUACUUUACUUUAAACGAAAAAAGUAAGAAGAACCAUUGAAGUUGAAUAAUGAAAAAAUCGUAUAUAGUGAAGAUAAAAACAACAAAAAAGAACACAAUGUUUAAAGUACUGUUUUUCUGCCUUAUAGUUAAGAUCGAAAAUGAAGAAAGGUGACAAAGUCUUAAAUCGACCUAUAGUGAAAACAACAAGAAAAAAAAACACAAAACGCAAAAUAAGGUGAAGCACCUUGCAAACCCAAACAAAGCCCCAAAAAAUCCAACAAUUAUGAGCAAUUAAUGAAUAUCAAAAGACAGCUUACCCACUAGAGUCGAGCACGAAGACGCGAAGAGAGCGAAGGAAGUGAACUAAACUAAAACCAAAAAAAACCUAAGUAGCUAAAGAGGCGAUCAAGCGAAAGAGAGUUGACAACCCCCCCUUUGAGGCUGAAGGCCAAACCAAACAGGGCCGUCGACGACGACGACAUCCGUCGGAGUUGAAAGUGUAAUCAAAGCAAACACGGAUGUUUUGCCGCGACUUGAUAAGAGCCAACCCGCUAAGCAAAGUAGGCUAUCGCAUCACUCACACAACAGCACCUGUCAAAACCGGCGCAGGUGGAUCGUAGUAGGCCGCGCGCGAGUAAGCUUUCCGGUAGGACCAGCGAGAGAAACAGAUCUAAUCAACACACACUGAUUUUUAGUAGCUUUUGGCGUGAUGGCUGACCGUGUAGCGCCCAUCGAAGCAGGCCGCGUCACCAUGGCGAUAAAUUGCAAAUUUCGAGUCGAAGCUUUAGGUGCUUUUCCCGCCUGAAAAUUCCCCGUUUCUUCUUGUUCUUCUUUGUCUGCCUACCCCUCAAAAGAAAAUCCCACUCUUCUUCUACCCACACUCACACAAAUGAACACACACACUUGAGACAACAAAAGAUCAUGACGACAAACCCGGAACACUGGAAAAUCCUAAAAGAGAGACUAGUCUUGUUGACCACCGCGCCCAACCGUCACCAUAGUUACUGGACUGAGUGUUGCAACGAAUCGUUGAUGUUGAUUAGAAAAGCGUUGAUUGAUCGUUGUCUUAAACUCGUUGUUGUGCGUGCGUGCGUGCGUGACCUCCUCUAAACGACUGCUAUUAGCUUCCAGGACAUCGUCAAGCGGACCGAGUGGAUUGUAAUGCAACACGAGAUCUGGAUCUGCAACCGGGCGCGCCAAAUCCGGGGAUCGCCCUAGUUCAAGCUUUGUGACAAUCUAGGUAGGUCGUGGUAUGUCAUGACCGCGUGUGGAAGGAAGCACGUGGCAGUUGCGCGGCGCGGUCAAGGUGACAGCUGCGGGUUGCUGCGAUUGCCUCGGGGUGAUAGAUAGAAUCUGGUUCAAAUUACUAACUCUUGAGUUGAUUCUUUCAGCAACUUGGAAGAUUUCUAGCCAGAUGCAGAACCUAACUUUAUUUAUCAGCCAUCACCAAUUUCAGUUCGACAGGAUUUCGGUUUUAAAAGAGAGAGCAGAUUGUCGCUACCGGUGUGGUGCAAAAACGCAGCAGCAUAGAACACUUAAAAUAUAUGACCAAUUGUAUUUAACAAAAAAAAAACAAGUAAAUGAUACACGCACGAGUUGCUAAAAAUAGCAAAAAUGCGAAAAAAAACAAACGACACUUCUUGUAAAAUAAAGAAAAACCUAUACUUAAUGAGUAAAAAGUAAAACACAACCUUAAAUUGUAACGAUGGUCGAGAUAUUUACGCAAUAAUGAACAAAAAAACACACAUUUUUACACUAUGAAUGCAAAAAACAAAACUGCAAAUAAAAACAAGGUAUUUUUACUGUAACAACCGAUUUCCAAAAACGGGCAUGAUUCGCGAAGUAAUUUUUUGCGGAUAGAAACAAGCGCUAGCGAUGAAAUACUUUAAAACAAACAAAAAAACGAGGUGUGGUGCGAGUUAAACUUGCGCGCGAAACCUUUGCAGUAAGAAAACCAAAAUAGUCACAAUCUCGUAAUGACAGCUACAGAGUUAUAGGAAGUAUCAAAUAAGCGAUAAAAAUGAACAAAAAAAAUCGACGAACCUAGCAAAAAAUAAAUAAAACCAGGAAUAAGUUUCGUGUUAUGAAAUAAAGGCAAACCAAGUAAAGAGGAAAUAGGGUUAAAAACCUGUUGAUUUAAGCGCAAACAUAGAAAUCUUAAAGGAGAUAACGUUAAAGCUAAUCCAAUAAAAUCAAUAACAUUAAAGAAAGAGAAAGAAAAUCAGCGACUAAAAGGAAACAAAAGCAGACAUUUAGAAGAACUAUCGAGUUUAGCGCAACUAGUGUGUAAAACCAAAACAAGUAACAAUGAUACGAUGAAAAAUAUGAACCCUUUAGAUUGAGACAAGUUUAAUACUUAGUAGCUAAAAUACACACUCCUACACAAGAAACACAGACACACUCAGAAAACUGAUCGUAAAGUUCGACUCUUUGAAAAAGAUAAUUAAAAAGCACCUGGAUUUCACCGUCGCACCGCCGACAGAUCGUAGUAGGCCUCUUUUUUUCUCUGCACUCUGCGAUUCUGUGAUAAAUUGUCAUUUUGAGUAGCUUUUGAGGUGUUAACAUGGCAACCACCGUUGUGUUGUGUCAGAAACUCUCAGUUCCAAAAACACAUAGAGUUACAUUUCAAAAUAUUGUAGAAUAUUUGCAAAGAUUUGCAGAACAACGUUGGAAGAGAACUGGUUUCUCCUCUCUCAUGCACACGAAAACUCAGUAAAACGAAACUCAACUAAACCUUUUCAAGAUGUUUGAGAGGAGCCGAUUUCAUGAGUACAUUUACAGAAAAAAACGUUACCGCCGCAAAAUUUUCUUUGAAAACAAGGGAAUCAAUGUUGCUAAAAGCGAUAUUGAAGAAAAAAUCGUUUACUGAUUAAUACUAAACAUGCUUUGAAUUUUCGACAAGAGAACCUCAUUGAAGUACGCAACCAAAACUUUCAACAACCUCAGAAAACGUCCAAUCAGUUCAAAUAUAUGUUGUCUAAGCUAAUUUGUAUUUGUAUGUCGUUUGCUGAGGAUGCGUCAAUUGAACUAACAAUGCUGAAAUGAUUUUUCAAAAGUGUUUUUGAAAAAAUCCUGUAGAAAAGGGUCCUAAAGCCUUAUGUAUUUUUUUAUGUACAUCGGUAAAAAUAACAUGAUAAAAAACCAUUUCUGAUCACUUCUUAUCAUUUUAUUGCAAACAAAAAUGACAAGACAACAUUUUACGAUGGAUCAACUAUUGUCCCCUUGGAACAAGUUGUCAAGUAGGAUGCUUUCAGUUAGGAAGGGCCGCGAGGAUAAUUUAAAAAAAAUGAAUUAACAAUCCAUUUGAAAUCCUUUGCCGUUCAAAGGGUCAAAUAAGACAAAUAAGCUGUAUCAUUGUGAAAUCAGCAAUUUAAUCCUAAUUUAGAACCCAGCUGUCCAAAAUUAGUCAAAUUUGGGAAUGGUGAAGCUGAUUUAUGGAAGCAUGAGUAAAAUUUGAAACAUUUGUAGUCCAGUAGCAAGGACAAUUCCAAAUAUUCAUACGAAAGUAAAAACGCAAUGAUUUUUGUGGUAAUUACAAAGUGAUGAGUUUUAUAUUUUAACAAAACUCAAUUUCCUGGUUUGAGUGGAUAUUUCCAAUCAAUCUGUCAAACUUUUAUCUCAGCUUUAAACAAAACUUUUUUGAUUCAAUUUUUUUAGUUUUUAGUAGUUCAAAGUUUUUAGGCCUACUACGACCUGCCCGGCCACCACCAGCCGGAUCAUUUUAUACUGUAUGGGGGAAUGUUCAUCUCCAAGAGUAAAUCUCAGUAGCAGGGCUUGCUUUGAUCCGAUCCCUCCCCGCCUCCCUUGUUGCUCUCGAUUCCCAAAAGAAAAGGGUUUUUACGUUGCUCACCACAAGCACUCUUCCCAUCAACCAAUCAUCAAUCGGUAGGCGAUAAGGCGAGUCAAGAAUUGUUACAAUAAAGAAAAUACCAUUUGUAGUGCAAAAGAGAGUAAAACAAAAUAAAAAGUGGUAAACUUAUUGUAAGUGAGCAACCUACACAUCGUUGGGGAGGGGGUUAUUAAACUAAACCAAGUAAGCAUUUUUAAAGUGAAACUUCAUAAAAUAACGGAACGUCGCGUUUCUGAAGUUUAAAAAAAAGUAACUCAAACACACUCACAGAUACACCCACAUACAACACAUUCUACUGUGCACGUACAUUUAAAGAAGGAAAGAAAAAAAAUACGAAGUAACACCAAAAUAAAAUCCCACACACUUAAGCGAUAAAGUAAACAAAACAAGAAAGGGAGGCAAAUAUGACAUCGUUCGAACACCUUUAUGGACAUUUAUAACUCUAUAGGAACCAAAAAACAAAAUCACAGAUUUCUUCAAAUCAGCAUAUGUGUGUAUAAUACUUACGUCACCUAAGAUGAACCAUCUUGAUAAAAGAGAGGAAAAAACACUAUUUCAUAUAAAAAAUGACACUUCGAAACACAGAAAAAACAAACACACACACACACACACACGUCGGUUUACUAGUAGUUGUUCACAGGCUAGAUAAAAUGAAAUAACAAAAGUAAUAACACAUUAUAAAAACAGGAAACAAAAAAAUCCUCUUCUUCAGCACUAAUAGCGCCUAUCCAAAAAAAAAGUAAACAAAAAUAAAAAUUCACUCACAAAAUCUCCGUUGAAUUUGUUAGAUUUUGCGUUUUUUCCAAGUACGUUUCAUUCGUGGUGAAAUCUUCUUGCUUUGAAUUUGUACGUUUUGCUGAAUAUUAGCCAAAAUAAAGUCAAAGCAUACACGUUUGUUAGGAAAAAUUAAAUUCGCGGGUAAAACACAAGCAAGAAGAAGUGUAGCUACUUUGAAGAAGCCGUGUAGUAGUUUAAGAAAUUAUUACGAGAAAAAAAUAAACUAGCCGAAUAACGAGUGCGCGCGAAUGAGUGCGAACAGCGUAGCCUUCCCCAAAGUUAUGUUUUGUGUGUGUUUUCUUUUAGUUUAAAACACACAAAAAUACGCGAACCCAGAGUGCGUUCAAUCCAAGCAACCUGGAAAAAAAAGCAAAACGAGCUGGCUUUCUUCUCGAAACCAUAGCAACCUCCCAAACUCCCCCACCCGGUUACAGAAAGUUAGGCUAACUUGAUUGUUGCAUUUAAAUUAUGGUCAACCCCCCCUCGCCCCACCCCUCUUGAGCCUGAUAUUUAUUUGAAACCAGCCGCCUUUGAUCUGAUCGCAACUCGCGCAUCAGAGCCAACUUUGAUAAGUACUCGUAGUUUUGUAGCUGACCAACACUGAUACAAAACCAAAAAAACUAAACGGACAUGUACAUUAUUUGUCAUUAUCUACUGAUACUACUACUUCUACUACUCUCUAUUCGCUGUUACUUUGUUACUUUUGUUAAUGUUUUUCUAAAGGAAAAAAUCAGAUAGGAGAGAUACUUAAAAAAUGUAGCAGCUACUUUGAACUGAUGGAUCAAUUUUUGCCUGAUGGUUUUUCCUAUGUUUGCGCCCGGUGGGUUUAUUGGUUUGCCAAACAAUCGAAGAGGGCUUAACGUAACAUACACACAAACAUCAACACUCACACACACACGAGAGCAUAAGCAGCAGCUUCCGGUUCCCCUUUCGGUACUGUGUAUUAUAUCAACUGUUAUAAUGACGCACAAGCGGAAAAAAUGCGGCUAAUGCUUCUAAAAGAUCUUAUCGAAUCGACGAACAGACGUUGACAGACAAACAAAAAACAACUGACAAGCGACACGAUUUUAAUCACAACAAAUGCCAUGCAUGUGUUCAGAACGAUAUUCCCCCAUAUAUAUAAAUGUAAUGCGACGAGAAUGAAAAAAAAACAUACAAACAAACAAACAACCAAACUUACAACAACUUACAAACGGAACAGGGUCAGAACAAAACAACAACCAAGUUGGCCACGCCCAAUUUCCGAAACGGAUACGCCCCUGGCAAAAGAAAACAAAAGUCAAGAGAAAAGAAAAACAAAGCAAGCCCACCGUCAGCGCGCAACCAAAACAAAAAACCUAUGAAAAUGAACGAAAAUCAAACACGCCUACUAGGUUCCUUCUCUCUUCGUAUCAACAUGUGGUCUUCAUCUUGUCAUUACUAUUAAACAACAAAAAAAAACAACAAAAACUUAUUAUUACUUGUUAUAUGUAGGUAAACUCAAUUAAGAUCACCGCGCAUCAUCCGAUUAAACUCGACAAAGAAUACAACACUGAUCUCCAGCCUUAUUUUCUCUCAAACUUCUCGAGAAAUCCUCCUGUCCCCCGACUUCCCUUCCCUUCCCAUCUCUAACCGCCUAACCCCCUUGGAAGCAAACCAAAACAAAAUGGAAGAAAAACAAAAGAAAACUCUUACAGUUAGGUUCGAACUAAUAUUUCAAGUGAGUUUAGUGCUAAAUAUAGUGACCUACCUUAGUAUAUGACAAACAAACAAAAAAACAAGAACAAAAAAACAAACAAAUGUUAUUUAUUUUAAAUAGUUGUUGAAACCAAUGAAAAACAAAAUAAACAAGAACAGACAAAAGAAAACACAAAACAGUUUUAUUUCUUAUUAAUUGUUUACUUGAUUCUCACGAUUGACAGAAAAACGUUUGAUAAUAUUUCACAACAAAACAAAAACAAAUAUGAUAAAACUGACAGAUUGGAAAACCAAACACAAGCAAAACCAGCAAAACAACACUGAGAGAAAGAGUAUUAAACUUUUAAUUUAAUGAAAAUAAACAAAGCAGAAGAAUGGAACCCAUGGAAGUAAAAAGUAAAUUUAAAAGUAACUAAAAAGCCUUGAAAUUCAUUCUAUCAAUGUUAUUUCAGUGAAAAAAGGAAAAAAAAUGAUGCAAAAAAAAACCAAACCAGAGAAAACAUAAAAUUGUAUAGCAAAUAGUCAUUAAAGUAAAGAGAUUAAAAAUCACGAGAAAACAAAAAAAAAGUGGUGAAAAAUAAAAUCGAGAGAACAGGAAAACAAUACACAAACCCCCCGCACCCCAAAAAACGCACGGACGUUCGUGGCGACCCCCCGGAAGCGGAAGAAGCAGAAGCCGGCAGAAGCGCAAAUGUUCUCCACCACCCCGCCCUGUUCCUGUGCGUCUCUCUCACUCGAGAUGAACAGCAGUAAGCAGCAGAAGCAGAAGCAGAAAAGGAAGAAGAAGAAAAAGAAGAUAAAGUGCAGCUGCUGCAGGAAAAAAAAUGAAAAAGAAAAGGAACACUAACUAGUUUUCGAACCAUUUCAUUUCCUUUUAAAAAGAGCAAACCAAAAGAGCAAAAAAAGAACAAUUAAAAAGAGAAAAGAAAAAAUCGAACUAGGAAAAGAAUUUUGAUUUUAUUGUACAUUGUUAUUAAUUAUUGAAUUAAAUCAUAGAUAUAUUACAUAAAAAAGAGAAAAAAGUGAAAAUACAAAAAAAAAA